Phyllostomus discolor (pale spear-nosed bat) is the source of this 399-nucleotide messenger RNA. Its product is annotated as keratin-associated protein 11-1. The record is from RefSeq and is a predicted model, not a curated record. Gene Ontology annotation, cellular component: keratin filament. Gene Ontology annotation, molecular function: structural molecule activity. NCBI's taxonomy places the organism in Eukaryota, Metazoa, Chordata, Mammalia, Chiroptera, Phyllostomidae. The transcript has a single exon. Bases 1 to 399 code for a protein of 132 amino acids.
AUGCCCUACAGCUACUCCGCCCGGACCUGCGCUGCCCGGCCCACGGGGGCCCCCGGCCCCGUCCCGGCGGGCCCGGCCGCCCCGGGCACGACGCUCGAGGUCGACUACCUGAGCGGCCUCUGCCUGCCCAGCUCCUUCCAGACCGGCUCCUGGCUCCUGGACCACUGCGGGCGGGAGGCCGGCGGAGAGCCUCCUGUCUCCAGCCCGGUGCAGGCGACCUGCCCUCGGCCGCCGGCCUGCGUGUCCAGCCCCUGCUCGGCGCCCUGCAGCCGGCCUCUCAGCUUCGUCUCCAGCAGCUGCAAGGCACAGGGUGGCGCCUCCGCCACGGGCCAGCUGGCCUGCGGGGCCCCCCGGACGUGCAGGCGGCCCUGCGUGUCCGGCGCCCGGAAAACCUGCUGA